Molecule: messenger RNA, 3495 nt
Organism: Maniola jurtina (meadow brown)
Lineage: Eukaryota; Metazoa; Arthropoda; Insecta; Lepidoptera; Nymphalidae
Product: short-chain specific acyl-CoA dehydrogenase, mitochondrial-like
Exons: 9
Coding region: 378-1613 (411 amino acids)
Biological process (GO): fatty acid beta-oxidation using acyl-CoA dehydrogenase; butyrate catabolic process
Cellular component (GO): mitochondrion
Molecular function (GO): flavin adenine dinucleotide binding
Source: RefSeq, a predicted model, not a curated record
GUAAGCAUUUUGUAACGUAACCAUUGUAACUUUUUUGUUGACAUUAAAUUUUUUGAAAAUUUAAAAGAAAUUGGAUAAUUUCAAACUAACUGGUAGGCGGAAUAGUGCUCUUCACUGAAGUAUUUAUGGAACCUUGAGUUUUGUAACGUUUUAAGUUGAAAAACCGGUUAAAAUUACGUGAUUCAUGCGUGAGCUUUUGGUUGUGUUCCUAUAGUUACUUACAGUGUUGACAAAAUAUCCGAAAUUCAAAUGAGCGCUUGACCUUGUGCAUUAUCAUUAAAUGAUUAUUUAUCAUUCCCCGCACUCCAUGUAACGCUACAUCGACCGCGUCACACAGCGAUAAAAGUUGAAUAAAAUUUAUAGUCUACGUUCCCAAAAUGGUUGCGGGCGCUCUCUUGAAAUCAACAAAAUCGAGCUUAUGCUUGCUACAAUGUAUGAAAGCUGUGGUAUCCCAGAGUCGGAGCUUCACCAGCCAGCUGAAUGCAGAACAGCUGGCUAUUCAGGAGUUGGCUAGGAAUUACACCAAUGAGCAUCUUAAGCCAAAUGCCUCUAAACUAGACUUACAAGGCCUUUUCCCUUUUGAAGAGAUAAAGCAACUGACGAACCUUGGUCUCAUGGGUGCUUGCGUCGACCAAGAGUAUGGCGGCCUUGGCCUCGAUUACUUAUCACUAGCCGUUGCAGUAGAGGAGAUUUCCAGAGGCUGUGCCAGUACUGGGAUGGUGGUGUCAAUACACAACUUCCUGUAUGCUAACCUGGUUAAUGAGAGAGGAACGCCAGAGCAGAAGGAAAGGUUCCUGUCCGAUUUCACUAAAGGAGCUGUUGGGUGCUUUGCCUUGAGUGAACCAGAUGCGGGUAGUGACGUAGCGAACAUCAAAACUACCGCUCGACAGGACGGCGACUUCUGGAUACUCAACGGCAAGAAGAGCUGGGUGACGUCGGCAGUGGAGGGCGCUGCCACCGUCGUCUUUGCCACCUUUGAUCCUGAACUGAGACACAAAGGACUUGCUUGUUUCCUCGUUCCUUUGGACGCUGAAGGUGUAUUCAGAGGAAAGAAAGAGCCUUUGAUGGGUGUGAGCGCCGUCCUCAGGGCCGCUACCGCCUGCGACCUCACGCUGGAACACGUGCGUCUGCCAAACAGCUGCCUUCUGGGACACUCGGGCGAGGGGUUCAAGAUUGCUAUGGCGCAACUCGACCAGGGCCGGAUUGGCAUCGCGGCUCAUGCUGUUGGUAUUGCACAAGCAGCAUUGGACACAGCUAUCAGUUAUGCCAAAGAGAGACAUGCUUUCGGAAAAAAUCUUACAAGGCUGCCAUCUGUAAAGGAUAGAUUAACAGACAUGUGCAUUAUGGUGGAGACGGCUCGGCUGCUAACAUACAGAGCGGCGACGGACGUUAGUACUAAGAACAGUUCCAUGGCCAAGUAUGUGGCCGGCAGAAACGCAGCCGCCGUCGCUGACCACUGUGUGCAGAUCCUGGGCGGCAGGGGGCUGUCCACCAAGUUCAACGCCGAGAGACACUUCAGAGACGCCCGCGGCACGCAAAUAUAUGGCGGAGUGACGGACAUUCAGAAGCGUCUGGUCGGACACUUCCUGCUCAAAGAACACAACGCGCUCUGAGGGCCAACCAGACAACUAAGCUAAGUCGCUCAAUUCUAAUCAUUUGAUUAAAAAACACUCAGCCUCAUGUACAGUGAUCAUAAAACGAAAUCCAAUCUGAAGCUGCAAAAUGGCGGUCUACGCAGAUCAAAGCCAAAGUCAAAUAAUUUCGUCAAAGUAGGUACUAUUAUACACUGUUUGAUUGUCAAUUGUUGGAUUUGUACAGAGUAGUGAGCAGAAACACAGCCGCCUUGUCUGAUUACUGUGUGCAAAUUAUCCACCACCAGGGAACACCAGGGAACUGUCCACCAAAGUCAUUGAUUAAGGAUUUAUUUAUUUCCUUAAACAUUGUUAUGUUGUGAUUAGUUAGGUCUAAUAAUAAAUUGCUUAAUAUUUAUGGCAUUUAUUAUUUGUUUAGGAACCAGCACUCUCCCACUUAUCGAUUUGACACAAGCUGGCUCAUAGCUGUUUUUGUACACUCGUGUUCAGAUUGGACUAUUUGGUUUGAGAUCACUGUACAUAAGUUUUGAGUAAAAUAAUGUACGCUCAACGAAAGCGAUAGUAAAAGUAAAUUUGAUCAGAGCGCACCAGUCAAGUCCGGUUCGGUUCAGUCUAGUCCGAUCCAAUCCAGUCUGGUCCAGUCCAGUCUGAUUGAAUACUGUCCAGUCCACAAAUCAGUCAACGAGAAGUCAAGUAAAAUGAGAAGUUCCUAUCUCAUUUGUGUCUCGGGGAAGUUCCCAUAUGGUUAGGUUGUUUCUCUCAUUUCGCUUCCCGGCGACCCACGAAACCCAAAGGUCUUAAAGAAGCUUCUACUCAAAAAUAACUUGUGGAAUCUAUGAGAUUACCUACCUGGUGCGCAAAAUUAACGAAUUGAUAUGCAAUUGUACUUGUAGACUGAAUAGAUAGUCGCUUAAAUUAUUUCCUAUUUCAUGUAUACUUCGUGAUUGUCGACAAUAAAAUAGUAAUUCGCUGACACAUAUUAAAUUUUUUUUUUUACGAACUACUAGAUGGCGCUGAUGUUCUAAAGGGUUAUUUAUCUCAAGUGGGUCAAGCCUAAAGGCUCGAACACCUAAAUAAUACUAUUUUUAUUGCAAAAACUUACAAAUAUUAUUAUUUUGAUUUAAGAAACGGGCACGAUUACAUUUUGUUGAUUAUUUUGUAAGUGAACGUGAAAUUUUAUUAUAAGCAGUUUUUUUUUUAAUUUUGAUGAAAUAUUCAAAGGCUGAGAAGCAUUUAAAGUGUACACAAUUUUAGGCUGAGAUUUAGAGCGUACUUUGACUUUAUCGAUUCUUAUGUUGAAAUCUAUAGAGUGCACUUUAACAUUGGUUAGACUUAAGUUUCAGUUAAAACGAAAUAGAUUUAUGCCAGCGGUAUAGCGCUGUCUCGUUUUAACAGUGUCUUAAGUCUGUCUAUAGAUUUCAACAUCGUACUUUGACUUAGCUUAGACUUGUUAGAAGAGACAGAUUUAUAUGAGAGAUAUCUUUGUCUCGUUUUCUCUAUGUCUUGUCUGAACACAGUCACAGUACUAAAUCUGAGUUAAAACGAGACAGAUCUAUGCAUCGAAUAUCUGUCUCGUUUUAAAUUUAAAUAAAUUCAGCAAAAUCAAAGCGUGCUCUGUAGAUCAGAAUAUAUAGGUAAAUGGGCAUUCCACUGUAAAAAUAAUUAACGAUUUUAUGCGCAUAAUAAAUUGACUUUAGAACAUAUCUUUUGCAAAGAAUAGCUUUAUAUUUUUUGAUUGAUGUCUUUCUAUAAUAAAAUAUUGUCAUCAUUAUCAUAAUAUUAUCAUCUUUUUAAGAAACCGAACUGCACUACAAAGUUAUAUUAUAAGUACAUGUUGAUACUAUUUCUUAUACAUUCUUAACAUUAAGAGCGAUUACGCACUCAUCUGACCCGAGUCCGUGAA